AUGGUAUCAGAGCUAGAUGCUCGUCGAAAUCAAGAAGACGAAGAAGAGACUCAGAUUAACACCAACGAUUCUUCUUCCAGCGAUUACCUUUCAUCUUCUUCAACAAAUAGUUCGAACGACGAAAGUUCAAUAAUGUCUAGAAAGAAGAAAGACGAAAAUGAUGUGCUAACGAUGCGUAACUCAGAUCAUACAGGUGUGAUUAUAUGUACUACUAUUUUUAAUGGUGGAAAUUAUAUAGGCUUGAGUAGUGGUAUGCGAUUAGCCCUAGAAGCGAAAUCAAAGUUAGGAUUUAUUGAUGGAUCUUUAGUUGUACCAAAAGAAUCAGAAGUGUUUGAUAAAUGGCGAAAGAUGGAUUGUUUAGUCCGUUCUUGGAUUCUAAAUACUGUGUCAGAUGAGAUUAAAUCGAACUAUUCUUCCACAACCACAACGUUGGACUUAUGGCUUGAUAUUAAAGAACGAUAUCAAGAAAACAACGGUUCACAAGCUUAUCAGAUCCAGAAGGCCAUUAGUAACCUGAGACAGGGUACAUUAAGUCUUGAAAAAUAUUUUUCCAGGAUCAAGAAACUCUACGAUGAAUUGAUGGUCUUAGAACCUCUACCAUCAUGCGAUUGUGACCUAAGAACUGUUUGCUGUUGCAGAAUGACGAAAUUGGUGGUCCAAGUUGAUACAUCAAACAAGCUGACACAAUUCUUAAUGGGAUUGAACGAAUAUUUUGAUAACUAA
Impatiens glandulifera is the source of this 723-nucleotide messenger RNA. RefSeq lists its product as uncharacterized. Lineage: Eukaryota; Viridiplantae; Streptophyta; Magnoliopsida; Ericales; Balsaminaceae. The coding region runs from base 1 to 723 and encodes 240 amino acids. The transcript has a single exon. The record is from RefSeq and is a predicted model, not a curated record.